AUGCGGAAUAACUUCACAGGCGUGCACUGCUGUUUUGUAUUAAUAUUGUUACGCAAAUGAAUGUCGAAAUGAGCUGGCAACCCCGAGGUUCAAAUAUCAUAAUAUUCAACGCUCUCGCAGUACUGCCUGAGCAAUCGUUCGGUCAACAUCCAUAAGGAUAUUGAUUUCGUCAUUGAAAGCGUUGCCAGUUGUUUUGUUCCCGAAAGAUCGCCGGCGUUUUAUCUGUUUGUUUGUUUUUUGGUAUUAAUUUGAAAUUAUUUGUGACUAUUUAUUUAAGAUAUUACUACGUGUGUGUGUGUGUGUUUAUAUUGAUAAUAUUGAUAUGGCACCUAAAAAACUUGGACGGGGUCGUGUUUUACACAGCCAAAGCUGUGAAAUUGUGAACAAUAUUAUUAAGUUCAUGAAAAAAGAGGCUGAAGAAGGGAUUAGCAUUCCUUUGACAAAUUACAGUGAUAGAGUAUUGGCUGCUACUGGGGUAUCAAAGAAUACCUACCAGAGAAUUUGCAAAGAAUCUAAGAAAAAGGAUUUGCAAGGACCAAGCUCAUCUGAGGAGAGUGAAGAGGGUUGGGAUGACGAUGAGGCGGCAUCAGAGGAUGAACUAGGGUGUUCAAUCCUUAAAUCGGACAGCUCUGAACAAAAUGACGAUGUGAUGUAA
Acanthoscelides obtectus is the source of this 655-nucleotide messenger RNA. The record is from the annotation of a GenBank genome assembly. Lineage: Eukaryota; Metazoa; Arthropoda; Insecta; Coleoptera; Chrysomelidae.